AUGGCUUCCACAUUCGAGGUCAAAGACCCCCAUACUCAAGCCUUCCCUGGCCAGCAACAACGCCCAUCGACCUCCUCCAUCGACUCGAACCAACUACCACCCACCCUGUCGCGCAUCGAUAGCGAGUCGCUGUCGCCCAUCAACUACCUCGAGACCCCCGGCUCCAACUCCAGCCUUGACCAGUACCAACCCAGUGACUAUAGCGACUUUGAAGAGGACCCUUUCUUCGGCGCCGACUUCAACAACUUCGAGAGAGUCGACCCCAUCUUCCUCGGAGACCAGACCGUGCUUGGCCCGUCUAUUUCUCCCGGUCUUGUGUCGGGUCAGGAUGUGGACAUCAACAACUACAAUCCAUUGACUCCCGAACAAACGGCGUCAGUGCACACAAGAACCCCUCAGAGUGACCUCUCCCACGCGAUCAAGGGAUCGGCCCCUCCAGAGCUUCCCAAUUGCAUCUCGCCACAGGUGAUCCAGAAGCAGUUCAACCCGCCUCCCAUUGUCACACAGACAUCCUUGACACCCAGUCAGAGCAGCAGCUGCCGGUCCAGCGAAGACGGCCUGGCGCCCAGUGUCGGUGCCAUGACUAGUCCUCGAGUUACUGUCUCGAUGUGGGGUAAGGAUGAUGAGACCCCUCUUCAUACCUCUAUCGAACGCUCCUUUGAGGAUAGCCCAACUACAGUUCGCGGCGGGUUUGAGUCGGCCGGGGACUUGAUAUCCUCAAGCGACAAUUCCGCACCCCGUGACUCCACAGGGCAAUGGCAGCGCAACUCAGUGACUGGACAUGCUGGGCUGGACCCCGACAACCGAACCUCGCAGGAGACGCCAAGUAUUAAUGAGCUGGCCACCAAGCGAAACGACGAGGAGCGGAAGGGAAUGGUUGGUGAUUGGUUGACCAACAAGAUGAACGACCUUUCUGUUCAGCCGACAGAGACGUCUCAGGAGACUAUCAAUGAGCUUAAUCGCCCACGCGAUGAUGCUCAGGAUGGGGUCCCAUUCAACCGCCAGACCGAAAACAGGGUCAUCCCUGGCCAGGCUUACUAUCACGGCAAAGGCGAAAUGAACCAGACAGACUACGACAUGAUCGCUGCUGACCGGAACUGGGCCGAUGCUCCAAUAAUGCAUGGCAUCAGAAACGGAGCAGAUGGGAAACAUCAACCAGAAACGUCAGCGGCUGCCAUGGAAAGAUUUGAGAGAAUGUGCCGAGACACUGAUUCAAUCAUCUCAAGAGCCGCCACGUGGGGUACCCGCCGGCGAAGUCUCCCUAGUCUGUUUGACCUUGACAUGUCCGAAGUCACCAGCGGUGGCAUUCUCAAGAAGCUCUCUGUGAGCCGAGGAGACAAGGGGAGCAAGCCUGGUGGCCUGCUCAGGGGUCUUGGAACAUUGGUGCGUCGGCCUAGUACCUCUCAGAUCCUCAAGCGUAACCGCACCGGGAACGACGAUGAGAGUAUACCAAGCAACGAUAGCCGAGGAAGCCAAGACUCGAAGCGCGAUAGCAUCUCCAACAAACGCGAAAGUCUUGCGCCACCGGUCCGCAUGGGAAGUUGGGGCAAGAAGCCCAUGCCCUCGAUCAAUACGGCUAUAGUUUCUAUGGGUAGCAACAUUGCAUCCAUCGGAACUACGCACGCCCGCAAUGGAUCCGUUAGUGGCACACCUGUGGCAUCUGUGACUUCGCCGAAGAGUCCCUUUGGUAGCCUCUCUAUCAAGGGCUCCAUCCGACGACAACGAAGCAAGUCGGAUCUCCCCAAGCCGACACCAGCCAGCCUGCAGACAGAUAGCCACCCGACUCUGGUGUCGAUGUGGAAGCGUGAGACGGGAGGACCACCCGUCGCCGCCUUGGCCAAGACCAAGAAUAUGGAAUAUGACGAUGAAGACGACGAUGACGAGGACCUGGAUGAAGCCGACAUGAAGACAAACCCGAACAUCAUUGACAACAUCACUCCCAACCUUGAAGGGUUCCAGCAGCACAUCAUUGAUCUGAAUCCUGACUUGGCAAACACCAAUAACUAUCUUGUUGAUCGUAUUGCUUAUCAACAAGUGCAACGUUAUAAGUCCUUGCUCAAGAACAAGGUUACACACCUCGGGCUGGGUGCCAAGUGCCCUUCUGGUAUCCUGUGCAUCGCUAGAGGUGGCUCGGCUGCUCUUCUCGACCAAAACAAUAGCCCUCAAGAGUUGGAUCCUCUCUCAUCACCCAACGAUAUCGAUGAUGGGACCCCGGUUGAGGGUGCCAUUAACAACGAGAGCUUCCGCCAGGAUAUUCCCAUGCCUCCGACCAGCCGCCUGCCGGCCGAGUUUGAGUGCCAGCUUUGUUACACGAGCAAGAAGUUUACGAAACCCUCUGACUGGACCAAGCAUGUUCAUGAGGAUGUUCAACCCUUCACUUGCACCUGGGACAAGUGCAGGGAGCCGAAGAUGUUCAAGCGCAAGGCUGACUGGGUUCGACAUGAGAACGAAGGACAUCGCCAUCUUGAAUGGUGGACUUGCGAUGUUGAGGCUUGUCAUCACCAGUGCUACCGACGUGAUAACUUCCUUCAGCAUCUCGUGCGAGAGCACAAGUAUCCUGAGCCAAGGGUCAAGACUAAAGCCGCGAUAAAGAAGGCAGGCGGUGCAGAGCCCACAUGGCAAAAGGUUGAGCAGUGCCACCGAGAGACAUCGAAGCGGCCACAAGAUGAGCCCUGCAGGUUCUGUGGCAAGACGUUCCCGACAUGGAAGAAGCUGACGGUUCACCUGGCAAACCACAUGGAGCAAAUAUCACUGCCGGUGCUGCGUCUGGUGGAUGCCAAGGCCAGCGAGCUCGAAGCAGACACUGUCAUCAGCCCAAUUCAGGAUCCUCCUCCACGAAACAUCCUCACAACACCUGUCGACCAAACCGGUUCUGAUAUGCAAUUCCCUACGGCCUGUGGCGGAUUUCCACCAAGUACUCAACCGAUGGUAUUUCAGCAACCGGGCCACCUGAUCUACCAGCCAGUCAUGCCGACGGAUGCAUAUCAACAACCCCCUGGAUUUUACCAGGACCAAUUUGGCAAUGUCGGGCCCAAUCCGCAUGCGGAGAUGGGGAUGCAUCCUAUUAACCACGGCGGCUUUAACCACGCCGCGCAGAUGCAGGAGAUGCCUGUUGGCCGCCAAGGGGGCUACGUGCAGCAAGGCCCUAACGGCUAUAUGAUGCCGAACAACGGGGUAGAAUCCUACACCCAAAUGAAUGCGCUUGGGCUCCAG
Fusarium vanettenii 77-13-4 is the source of this 3213-nucleotide messenger RNA. RefSeq lists its product as uncharacterized. Lineage: Eukaryota; Fungi; Ascomycota; Sordariomycetes; Hypocreales; Nectriaceae. The record is from RefSeq and is a predicted model, not a curated record. The annotation marks the transcript as partial. The transcript has a single exon.